Messenger RNA from Prorocentrum cordatum, 615 nucleotides. The record is from the annotation of a GenBank genome assembly. NCBI's taxonomy places the organism in Eukaryota, Dinophyceae, Prorocentrales, Prorocentraceae.
AUGGACUACGCGGCGCGCCGCUUCCGCCGCAGGGCGAUGGCGCUGGUGGACGUGCUGCUGCCCCACGUGUACACGCGGAGCUGCGUGGAGCGCUGCCGCGACGUGCUGGGGGGCCUGCUGCGCGCCCGGUCGCGCCUGCGGGUGGCCUCGCUGGGCGGCGGGCCCGGGUGCGACUUCGCGGCCAGCCUCCACGUCGCUGGCGCGGCGCCCGCCGCCCUAGGCCUCGGCGUGGCGCCGGCGGCGGUGACCUGCACGGUCCUCGACUUCGAGCCGGCCUGGGAGAGCUGCGUGCGCGCGGUCGACGGCUCCCUGAGGGGCGCGGGCUCCCGCGUGGGCCUGGAGCCGUGCGACCUGACGCAGCCCUUCGAGGGAGGCGUCAACGCGCGGCUGCGGGAGGCCGUGCUGGAGGCGCACCUGGUCACCUUCUGCUACGUCCUGCACGAGAUUGCCGCGGCGCUGCUGCGCGAGGGGGGUUCGCCGGCGGCCGCCCUGCUCGGGGGCGCCGUCCCGGGCGUGCUGGCGCACGCGGCGCCGGGCGCGGUGGUGGUGGCAUUGGACGCCAGCGGAUUUCGGGGGCAACGAGAGGGGGGGACGGAGGAUAGCCUCCAGGGGUAG